Messenger RNA from Dreissena polymorpha, 4183 nucleotides. Its product is annotated as cyclin-L1-like. Gene Ontology annotation, cellular component: nucleus. Gene Ontology annotation, molecular function: cyclin-dependent protein serine/threonine kinase regulator activity. Lineage: Eukaryota; Metazoa; Mollusca; Bivalvia; Myida; Dreissenidae. The record is from RefSeq and is a predicted model, not a curated record. Gene Ontology annotation, biological process: regulation of transcription by RNA polymerase II. The coding region runs from base 39 to 1424 and encodes 461 amino acids. The transcript has 11 exons.
GAAGGAAUACAAUAGAAAACGUUAUUUGACGAUCAAAGAUGGCGGAAACAAAGUCGAAGGGCCCAACGAUGGAAAGAGACUUCAGUUCUAUUAUAAUAACGUUAGAAAACGUAUUGAUACCAGACGAAAAACUUUCACCAACACCAUCAAUGCAAGAUGGACUUGAUAUAGAUACUGAAACCGAUCUGAGAAUACUGGGUUGCGAGCUUAUACAAACGUCAGGCAUUUUGCUCAAGCUACCACAGGUGGCAAUGGCAACAGGACAAGUGUUAUUCCAGAGAUUUUACUACUCAAAAUCUUUUGUCAAGCACAAUAUGGAGGUACUUGCAAUGGCCUGUGUUAAUCUUGCCUCAAAGAUUGAAGAAUGUCCACGAAGACUAAGAGAUGUCAUCAAUACAUUCCACCAUGUUAAACAAGUUAGAAAUAAAAAAAAUAUCCGUCCUUUGGUUUUGGAUCAAAGCUACAUCAAUUUGAAAAAUCAAGUGAUUAAAGCAGAAAGAAGAGUUCUAAAGGAGCUGGGCUUCUGUGUUCAUGUGAAGCAUCCACACAAGGUGAUUGUCAUGUAUCUGCAAGUGUUGGAUGCGCACCAGAAUCAGAAACUGGUCCAAUGUGCAUGGAACUACAUGAAUGACAGUUUCCGGACAGAUGUGUUUGUUCGCUGGCACCCAGAAACCAUAGCCUGUGCAUGUAUCUGGUUGGCAGCCAGGCAACUACAGGUGCCCCUGCCUAACAGCCCUCCCUGGUUUGAGUUGUUCAAUGUGAUUGAGGAAGAGAUAAGGAACAUCUGCCUCACCAUCCUCCGGCUCUAUGCAAGGCAAAAGCCUAACCCUGAUGCCUUGGAGAAGAAGGUGACUGCUGCCCGCGCUGUGCAGCUUGAGGCCAAACAGAAAGCCAAAGGGCUCUUCUCAGAACGUGACAGUCCCAAUUCAAUCUCCAGAAAUGACUCACCAAAGAAUGUCAGUCCCAAUCCCACCACCACAACACUUAUUGGAGAACUGAAAAAGCGAAUCAAGAAAGAACAAGAGGAAAGAAAUGAGAAGUCCAAGGCUAAACACCGCUCAAGAUCUCGAAGUGGAUCUAGAUCUUCCCGGUCCAGUGGGAGUCUACAGCGGAAGCGACGCCAAAGUCCCUCUCGCAAGGCCAAGAAAGACAAAUACUCUCAGGAAAGACGGUCGAAGGACACACACAAGUCAAGGAAGAGAAAGCACAGAUCACACAGCCACAGUGCCUCACGUUCACCGUCACCUGGCUUCAAAUCUAGUCAUAAGAAACGCUCAAUAGACAAGGGUAAUGAAGGGAAAGAUCGUGACUAUAAGGAAAAUAAGGACAGAUACAAUUCGCCGGAUAGGUAUCCUAGGAAACACCACAGAAAUGGACACUCUAGCCCUUCCAGGCUCGACAAGUAUGACAAAUAUAGGAGAUAAUGAACAUUUUUGGAAUAGUGUCUCAAAUUGUUCGUUUUAAAAAAGGUGCAAAUAUGAAAAAUGUUCAAAAUAAGGCAGCAGAAUUAUAUAGUUUUGUUUCUUCACCGCGAAUUGCUGUCUUUCUUGUAAUAUUAUCAGGGUGCAGAAUCAACAGUUUUUUCAGGAGUUUACACACGAGCUGGACAGAAUGUAAACACACCAUUAAGAGCUUGCAAAUAUUUAAAGUUAUCAAAAUUAAUUUUCAAAAAUCGUAAGUGCAUAAAAGACAGUUUUUUUACAGUUUGUGUCGAUAUCUAAAGGUACAAAUGCUUGAAUAUGUCUGAAAUCCGUGACAAAAUUUAUAACUGAAAAAUUAAUGCAGUACACAUAAAAGUUUUGAAAAAGAACACCUGCAUAUUAAAUAAAGUAAUUCUGAUGUGAUUUAGAUUGCCAUAAGCAGCAUAAAAAUUGGUCUUUUAUGCAAUAGUUGAAAUUAUUAAGAAAGAUUGUUUUAUACAGUUAUUUGUCAAAAAUGCACCAAUUACUGGUGUGUUUACAUCCAUUAAUAUGUUAUUGUGAAUCCCACAAAGUCACGUGAUCCUGUGCCCUGUUAAAGGACAAUGAGUUUACUUUUUAUACGCCCGUCUAUGACGGGACGUAUUAUGGUAUACCCCGCGUCCGUCUGUCCGUCCGUCCGUCUGUCCGUCCGUAUGUCUGUUAAUGUCGUACGCUACGUCAAAUAUCCUUUGACAGAUUUUCUUCAAAUUUUAACACAAUCUUAAUAUUGAUAAACCCUGAUCCCCUUUCGUUUUUGACGGAAUUCUGAAUUGUCGUUCCAGAGUUAUGGGACUUUGUUCGUCAAAAUUUCGUGAUUUCAUUGAAUGUCCUACUGUAGCUAUAUAAAAAUGUUAAAGUUGUUAUAACUUUGGUAUGCUUGGACCUAGAGUCUUGAAACUUGACAUGAAGGUUGGCCAGAACUAGUAAGUAACCACUGGACAUUUCAAGGUCAUUCAUUUGAAGGUCAAGGUCACUGUGACCUUGAAUGUAAAAAUGUUAAAGUUGUUAUAACUUUGGUAUGCUUGGACCUAGAGUCUUGAAACUUGACAUGAAGGUUGGCCAGAACUAGUAAGUAACCCCUGGACAUUUCAAGGUCAUUCAUUUGAAGGUCAAGGUCACUGUGACCUUGAAUGUAAAAAUGUUAAAGUUCUUAUUUCAUGUUAUAACUUUGGUAUGCUUGUACCUAGAGUCUUCAAACUUGAAAUAAAGAUUGGCCAGUACUAGAAGAUGACCACUGGUCAUUUCAAUGUCAUUCAUUUGAAGGUCAAGGUCACUGUGACCUUAAAUGUUAAAAUGUUAAAAUUGUUAUAACUUUGGUAUGCUUGGACAUAGAGUCUUCAAACUUGACAUGAAGGUUUGCAAGCACACUUAGAUGACCACUGGUCAUUAUAAGGUCAUUCAUUCUAAGGUCAAGGUCACACAAGGUCACUGUGACCUUAAAUGUUAAAAUGUUAAAAUUGUUAUAACUUUGGUAUGCUUGGACAUAGAGUCUUCAAACUUGACAUGAAGGUUUGCAAGCACACUUAGAUGACCACUGGUCAUUUCAAGGUCAUUCAUUCUAAGGUCAAGGUCACUGUGACCUUAAAUGUUAUUGUUGUUCAUGUAUCCUACCGUAGCUCAAAUAUCCCCCGAUGGAUUUUUUAUACGCCCGUCUAUGACGGGACGUAUUAUGGUAUACCCCGCGUCCGUCUGUCCGUCCGUCCGUCCGUCUGUUAAUGUCGUACACUACGUCAAAUAUCCUUUGACAGAUUUUCUUCAAAUUUUAACACAAUCUUAAUAUUGAUAAACCCUGAUCCCCUUUCGUUUUUGACGGAAUUCUGAAUUGUCGUUCCAGAGUUAUGGGACUUUGUUCGUCAAAAUUUCGUGAUUUCAUUGAAUGUCCUACUGUAGCUCAAAUAUCCUUCGAUGGAUUUUUUUCAAAUUUCAACACAAUCUUAAUAUUGAUAAACCCUGAUCCCCUUUCGUUUUUGACGGAAUUCUGAAUUGUCGUUCCAGAGUUAUGGGACUUUGUUCGUCAAAAUUUCGUGAUUUCCAUGCUCAUGUACUUAUAAAAUAAACCAUGUAUUCAAAUACAAAUAAACUGAAGUAAAAAAAUUAUUCAAAGGGUUAUUUAUUACCUUACUACUUCAUUGGCGAACGACGGGCGUAUCAUGCGCUCAUGGCGCAGCUUUUAUUGAAACAUGGUCUCAAUGUAAUUUCUCAUUUUGUGUGUGUCAAUGCCUUGAAAUGUUUAUUCAAUAAAUUAAUUAAGUUUUCUUAAGCUGGAUACAAAAAUGUGUUCCAGUUACAAAAUCUGAUUUAUUUCACUAGUAGAAAACACACGUGUACAAGCAGUUCUAUACUGGUAAUUGAACCACUAUCGUAAAUAAUGACAUCUUUAUCUAUCAAUCAUACAUCAAUCCAUUAAUCAUAGUUCACACCUUCAUAUAUCAAUCACACUUCCAUCUAUCAGUCACUUCUCCAUUUAAUCCUGAAAGACUGCCUGGAAUUGUAUGGAAAAAACACGAAUGAUGCUCAUGUUCAUGUGUUAAAUGUUUGAAUGUUUCACUUUAAUUAAUGCAUUCUGUUUUCAGGGAUACCUAUCAUGAUUUUGUACAGUUUUAAUUUGUAUAGAUCGGCCUAGAUGGCCUUGUGUUAAUUUAAUCAUGUAUAUCAGUCAUUGCAUAAAUGCCAUUUUUAAAAAAGUCUAAAAGAUAAAUUAGAUUCUAUAUAUAACGACUUAA